Molecule: messenger RNA, 10151 nt
Organism: Toxoplasma gondii ME49
Lineage: Eukaryota; Apicomplexa; Conoidasida; Eucoccidiorida; Sarcocystidae
Exons: 1
Coding region: 1-9033 (3010 amino acids)
Source: RefSeq, a predicted model, not a curated record
AUGGGCAGUCCUGAUGUCCAUACUGGAUCCUUGCAUGCGGCUGGUGAAAGCGGAAGUUGUAAAAAGGGUUUACUGCGCAUCAGGCAGCAAUAUGCGCUUUCAACACAGGCGUCCAUAAAACUUUCUACUGUGCUUUGUCGUAAUCAGGGUCACGUGGACAAUGAGCCCAUUGUGGCACAGGGCGCGCACCAGGAAGGUGGUGUUGGAGAUGCUAAAUGCGUUGGAAUGCAAAGUGAGAAUGUACAUUUGCUCGGCUGCCAAGAACAUCAGUGGCCUGUGAGAGGUGAGGAGACUUGUUUACUAUCACAUGGGCAUGAUUCCAGCUCCGACACGUCACGUAGUGGGCCCCGUGAACUUAGGUCCUAUUCGACAGAUUGGCAAGACCGAGAAUCUGGCUACAAUCGAGGAAACGAGGUAAAUGGCGAUGACCCGGCAUGUCAAGCCCAUCAUAUUGGCUGUCCGACCCCUUGCCCUGAGGCCGGGUCCUCUCCGCCUCGUUUCUCUUCACCUAUGUUAUCUGCAUCUUCGCUUCCUGCUGGUUCCACUUGUCUCUCUUCGCAUGGAUUUCAUACUUCUUCCUCUCUUCUUCCCUCAUCUUCUCUGACUUGCUCGAUUCCCUCUAAGCCUCCUCCUCAUCGUGUGGAUUCCUCCACUAUCUUGCCAGUGCCUGAUACGACUCCCGUCCUCGCAUCGAGUCAGAAAUCGUGUUUCAGAGAGACGGACCCCUGCAGUUUUGUGAAACUAACGGACGUUCCCACACGAUGGGUUGCUAACCUACCAGAUGACCAUUCAACUUCAGAGGCUGGUCUCCCUUUUGUGAGACAAACCCAACAGUAUACCGCCUCGAGUGAUACUACUUCACUCUCACGUGGUAACAUGUUCUGUGAAGAACAACAGGAGGGGAUGAGCACGUCAUUACUGUCGGGAUCCGUGGCCCCACAAACCACCGACAGCAGGAAAAACGCAUUCGUGCCUCGUCUUCAGGGAAAGGGCGGAUGUUCGGUUCUCGCCACGGCGGUAGCUAAUGCUGCCAUCAGCAUUGCCGAAGAGGAGCCUUUGUCAUUGUCGUGCGACAGAGUGACGAGAUCUGUCUAUGACACACCAUGUCAUUUGCAUGAGGAUGAAUGUGCGGGAGUUCUGUCUGCGUUUUCUGUUCUACCGGUAUCCUCGGCUUCCUCAUCUGAUCGGAACGCGACGCCCACAUCGAGUGCUAGCAACCAUUCACCAUUACUCGGUUACAACAUACCACAAAGGGGAGGUGACCUCCAGGGAAUGAAGACAGCAGGGGAAUUUCGGUGGGUGUACCGAGGAGUGGAAGAGGAAGACCAAUGCGACAUUGGACACAGGCAAGGCACAGGAAAUACUGGACACGCCGGACAAGGAACAGAUCGCGAAGGCGGUAGCUGCAGUCUGGCAACUCCAACAGAAACCAGUCAUGCCGGGCGGCAGCUGGGUGUGCUACAGACUACGGCCACGAGGCAGAGGAAUGCAAUCGAACGACAAGGACAGGAGCAAAACAGGCAUCAACAGAUGCUGCAUGGGAGCACUGCACAACACGACGAAGUAGAAGUACAACGUGUGAAUGGAAGCAACGUGAGCGGAUCCGAAGCGUCAUCGUUCCCGCCAUCCCCUUCUGGCCAUUUGGCGUCCGGUAACGGUGCCAAGGACAGCGACCAAAUAGCUGUUUCUGUUUUGACUACGCAAGAUAGCCGCUUGGAAAAUAGUUGUACAUUCGAGGAAAGUGAGGAAACGCAUGGUGCCUUCGCCGCUUCAGGCAGAGCUACUCCCGGCUCGUCGACCCCAACGGCAAGUGCUUCCAAUGAGUAUUUUGAUUUUAACCUGAAGGGAUCAGACACAGGGGAGUAUGCCUCUUCUUACUCAGAAUGUACGAAUAACGUGAGAGACAAAACAAUGGUGAAGGAGGAGGCUGUAAAAGAAGACGUGUAUAAUAGAAAUUCACCACGCUUGCCGAUGUCAACAUACCAUGAGCGUCAGACGUCAUGGCUUCUAAAUAGAAGUGCGUUUUCACACACGACGUCCUCGCUCUUGGAAACGCAUUUUGACGACUGCACCUUAAUCAACAGACCUCCAGUGGAUAUCUCUUCGAGCUCGGAACAUCUGUGGGUUCCUUAUUCGUUUCGUGCUACUCACCAGCCUUUAUCUGCUCCUUCCUUGUGUCCUAAGCCUCCCCGAGUGCCCGAUGCAUUUCCUGAGAACGACACGGAUGGGAUUGCGGGAGCAAACGCUAUGGCUGAAGACAAAGAACACAAGAACCAGCAUGAUCUCCGGCUCGCCUCAGUUCAGGAUGAAUCUGUCUCUCGCCGAAGCACGGGAGGUUUCAGUGGCUGUUCGCUAUCUGGCACUGAUGCCGGGGAGACCCCGUUAGGCAUAGGCAACGAAGACGAGGAACCGCUGGCGGUGCAGCCGUCAGAUCAUUUGCAUGCUACCGCAUUUUUUAGUGCGCUGAGGACACAUCCGGUACUGAGCGAAGGAGCCGGCGGGAACCCCAGACAUGGCGGACAAAGCCUCAGAGCAGGUUAUGCAUCUCAAGAGGAAUCGGAGAUGGUAGCUGUGGUAAUGGGAUGGGGUCUACGUGCUGCACAUAACUGCAAAGACAAUCGUGAAUGGUGUCCGUUCUUUUCGGAAUUCGAACGAACAGGGUAUGCUCACGAAGCAGCCAUCGUUGUGAGCCGGGGAGAGAACCAUAAAAGGGCCGCGCCACUGCGUGCUUUUUCGCUAUCACCGAACUAUAAAACGGGACUUCAUUCGACUUUAGGAAAAACCGAACCUGGCAUGUCCGCAUCUACAGCAUUUUGGUCGGACCCCGAUGACGAUAAGGGCAUUCCGUUGGAGAGACAAAGUCCACAAAUAGAAUCACUUUCCUCCUCCUGUUAUGACCAUGGCGAAACAGCUGAUCUACUAGCCCGCGGCAUCCACGGAGCGUUCGUGGCAAACUCGACUGUUCACGAAGCCGAAGGGGGCACCGGCAGUCUGUCAGUCUCGAGAGGCAGCCCGUCGACCUCAACGUCAGGGAGGCAGCAGUAUAGUCGCGAGAGUGGCAACGCAGCCUCCACCAUCUUUUUGCGUUGGACUAUGGAGAUAACACGUCAAUUCGCUUCUUCCUCGCACGUCGGGCUGAACAUAACAGAGAAGCGAGAAGAUUAUGACCCGGCGACCGAACCUGUUUUCACGGCAGGCGGUGACUCCUCAUGGGACACGUGUUGCAUUUACUGCGACCCUCUGUCGGAAAAGAGGGGAGACGCAGAACUCGAAGAGAGACGAACUGAAGGAGACGUUGUUUCCUCUCGGCUGACCCUUUGCACAGGCAGCGCUUCCAGAUCGUCCUACUAUGUGCUGGAACGGCAAACCGGAGUGGAUCGCUUUCGCAACAGCGGGUUUGCCCCCUGCCGAGGCGCCUUCGUUCGCGACACUGUCUGUUCGACAACUUCGAUGGAUCUGUCUCUGUCGCCCCGCAUUCUGUCCUUGCCGACUUCUUCUCAGAGUUUCCCUUCUCGGUUGUUCUUCCCAAUCGUCUUUUCUCUGCUGCCAUCUUCACUCCGCAUUCCUUCUGUGGCAGCCUGGCCCUCACCAACGUCCCAGUUUAAUUCGUGCUUUGUGCUUGCUUCUUGCUUCGUAAUCAAGCGAUGGAUCCGGCUUCCCGCCACAAGACGGAGGCUGGCCGUGUGCCCCGGCUUAAUUGUCGUGCGAGAACUCCUUUCCGGUGAACGAGACGGUUUGCUUUUUCAUUCCCUCAGUGCGGGUGUAACGACUAAGGAGGGAAUCUGCGCGCCCACAUCUUCUGCCUGUGUUUCAUCACGUCUAAUUAGCUCGGUGUUUUGUGACUCUCUUCUGUUGAGAAAGAGAAGACGAUCUGCUCCAUCAUUAUAUGAGGGCGAGAGCCCAAGGGCGGGUGACAGCACGCGAGAAGAGGGGUGCGAUUUAUCGCCCGAGGGGCGUAAGGAGUUAAACGAGGAGGACUCCGUUUCCUCUGCAUUUCCCACCCUUCCUCCAGACGAAAUCCGAUGUGAUGUGGGCGCUCCGUGCCUUCGACAAAGUGGGAACGCCUAUCAAUCAGACGAGACGACUGCAUGCCUACGCCAAGGCGUGGGAAAGCGGUUCUGUGCUUUGAAGAUCCAAGAGUCAUUUGCAGACCAGAGUAGAAGGGGAGAAAAAUGUGGAGGAACAGAGGAACCUGAUGCAAGAGAGGAACUUUCGCAACGAGUUACCUGUCGACGGAGUCACUCCCGUCAAGGCCAGAUCCUUGUCUUACUUACUCCAGGUGGGCACGAGCAAGCUUGGUUAUCAUGGGGUGCGAGUCAACAUGCAUUAACGGGCGUGGAACCUUUUGUAGAUAGUACGCAUGGAGGACUCAGCGAGGAGGCUCAAUCACGCGACACGAAGGAAAGCGGUAUGUAUUUGUUCAAGCAAGUGGACAGCGGUAGCGGAGACGGGCACGAGAGCGCGACCGAAAGCAUUAUCGAGUCAUGCGACGGAAAUCGUCGGACUGCGGUAGCUCGAGGGAGCAUCCAAAGAGUCGUUUUGAUAUCUUCUUUUAAUGCUCCCCCUGUAGGGGUCUCUCCUUCUAUCGAGGCUUCCGCCUCUAUUGUCGCUUCUUGUUCCAUCUCUGUUUCUUCGUUUACCACUCUUUACCUACCAGACCCCACCCUGGAUUCCGGCGGAUACCAGCUAGCAAAUUCGCUGUUUGACCUCACAUUAUUCGGGCCCCAUUCUCGUAGUCCUUUCGCGGGCAUACCCAGGAGCCACCCGUUAGCCAAACGACGAAAUGGUGGAGAGGUUACUUCGGUUUCCUGUGUUGCCGCUGAAGUCACCGCCAACGCUCAGCAUCGGAACUCAUGCGGAGACUCGGCAGAUUCUCGAGAUGUCCGGAGGUGUUCUCCCUCUCUGAAGCCAGCUGGGCCAACCGAUAGUAAAGCCGUGACGGUAAUCGACAACCGCCACGGUUGUGGACAAGAAUGCUUGGCUUCAUUGCUCCCGAAACAUGAGUAUUCUCCAGUUGAUCGGCAGCUGAGAAGAACAUAUAAAGACACUCUGAACAUGUGGACUGUGAACAGAACUCGACGGUCUACGCUGCUGUCAUAUCACCGACAUUGGGUGUUUAUUACAUCGGCCCGUUCCCCUCUGCUUCCACCGCGGCAUCAGACGAUAGCGCUCUUCGCGGCUGCUGUAUGCGUUGACAACGACCGUGAGCAAGAUACCACUCUUACCACGGAUGCUGACAGAGCAGGAGCAGGAGAGGCAGAGGAAGCAGGCAAUGAAGAGGGAUCAGCUGACGGGAACUGUCAAAACGCCAGCGAUCAUACCGUUCCCGAUAGGGAGCCUCAAGUUUUCGCAGCACUGUCGCGCAAUGCUCGUCGGCAUUCAGAGCUUCCCGAUUUGCGGCGACAAGACAGUAGUGAGAAUGAAGGGGCGAAUGCACACAAACAUGGCCGAUCAUUGGCGAGUGAAGAGAAACACCCGAAAAAACGCGAGGGUGAGUCGAAAGAAGCAGAGAAGACAGACUCAAGCCCAAGCAAAAAGAAACAACAUGCAACUGCGAAAUCGCCGAAGGACGUGCAAGAUAACAGGAGUGAAGGAAGAACCCGACGAAAACGCCCCCUCUGCGAGACGAGCAAUGAAUCUGAGAAGGCAGAUGGCGGCAAGAAUCGUCCAGUGCGGAAGUCUCCAAGAGAUGGACAGACAGCCAAAAGCGCAUCUAAGCCAACAGCAAAGAAGCCGCCUAACCGCGACAGGCAGGGUGCACGGGCAAAAGGAAGAGAAAAUAAGCAGAGUGAUGGGCGAGGAACAGCCGGUGAGAGUGAGGAUCAACGGAAGGAAGAGAUCGCGCAAAACGACGCUGGCUGUUCGCCUGGCACCUCUACAGCAGAAGCAGGCCAUCGGCCUCAGACGCGUAACGCAAGGCGAAGAGCACAAGAACGUGAAAUGAUGAACACGCUAGAUAAUGCUUCUGCUGACAGAAUUGACAGAGCUUCACAACUCCUAGCGCAGGUAGGAAGUCAGGACGCAAAACGUGAACGAGAACGAGGAGAGCUGAAAGAGCAAGAGAGUGCUUCUCCUGACAGAACCGCCGGAGCUGCAGAACACCCAUCCAAGCAAGUUGGUGAUGAACCCAAAAGCGAGCAACAGUCAUGGAACGAACAUGAACGGGGAGACGAAGGCGCAAAGACAGGCUUCGCAAACUUGCCGUCGCCAGGCCAAACGGGGAAUACUGUUGCUCCGAAGACUCCGCAAAAAGCACGUGGGAGGCGGGAACGCAGGAAACAGAAAACUCCACAAGACAGUGCUGAUACAUUGGAAAAGCCUGUCUUCAUUCCUCACAAAACGACGGGGGCGCAUCAGCCUGCAAGAGGGAGAAGAAGACGCCUGACCAGCCCUUGUCGUUCAACGCCAGACCGCCGAAUUCGACGCCGGAUGCAGAUGGACCCAUCCGUGUCGUUGUCGCUUUGUGUCUCGGUGGCAUCUGCUGCACUUUUUGCUUCUCCAUCCGCUACAUCAUCUGCUGGGGCUUUCGCGACAACGACACAAAUUGGAAUAGACCAAGAACGGACAAUACAGGAGACACAUCUUCGCGCAAAUAUGCAGGCGAGUCUCCUUUCAAACCAAAGAGCCACAGCUGAAGGUGGUGUGCCUCCUCAUUUGCUCGUCCCUGGAGGAGAUGCAAGACUUGCAACGAUAAAUGCAGAGGACAACGAGAAGCCGGAAAAGACAGAGGACAGGAAAGACGAGCUGCGAAGUGGGACGCAACAAUCGAGAAACGAGAAUUCAGCCAAAGAGCCGACAGCAGAUCGGUAUGGCGAGGACAUAGUGGCUGAUUCGGGGACAAAGGACGACUUCCCAGUAGAGCAAGGACAACGUGUAGAAGCUGGAGCUUUCGCGGAUGAAGAAGGGCUUCGCGCGAGGCCAGCUCUGCUUGCACUUCUGCGAGCCCGGAGCGAGGAAGAAGAACGCGAGGCGUUAGAAGGAGGAAGAGGAAAGGAACCUGGAAGCAGAAGAAGCCUGCGCCCCCGGCGACCGUCUUGGCGACUUUGCCAAGCAUUAGAAGAUCUAGUGUCCCCGGGAGACGUUCUCAAUCGGGGUGUGUUCCUCACACCCUCUGAGGCAGAGCCCAACGAAGUCGAUGGCGAGAUGGAGCCGGGGGGUGUCGGCGAACAGGUGAACUCCGUUUCUGUCGACAGGGAUGCAACAGAACAGAAUACAAGAGCGACGCCUCAGAAACGGUGUAGGCGGCGGACGACAGGGCGACGUCGAAGCGGAGCCCGGCGAAAGGUCGGCAACCAAAUCCGUGUUGCCUCUCCUGUAUCCGCUCCGUUGCAACGGUGGGAGGGGACGCGACCGCGUCCCACUAUCCCUACAGCCCGAACACGAGAGGCAUCCCCUUCUGUCUCCCCAGAGAGAGCAAGCAAAGCUUCCACCUUCGGUUCUUUCAUUGCUUAUUCUUCGUCGACAGGUGGAGUAAAGGCGAUUGCCGCCGGGCCCCCAAAACGGGAAGGGGAAAGGUGGAAUGUUGGAUGUCAAAACAGAAACAUGGAGAGGAAGAGAGUGACGCGACAGAGGGCCGACGGUUCAACUCCGGGGCCGUCUCUGGAGGCUAACCGUGGAUCAAACGGAGAAUCCCAUACAGAAAACGGGAAUGUGUUGAAGCACGAGCUUGCUCCUGGAAACCUUCCAAUCGUGCAGGCCCAGUCGCCCACUCCGUUCAAUAUUCUCCUCUCCCGUCCUGCCGGAGAACAGCGACGAAGCGACGCGUCACGGCCAUCCUCAGGUUCGUCUGUCGAGCGUGGCAGGACCCUCUUGCUGCCAUCAGCGUUCGAUGUGUUCCGCCCUAACCCACAAUCCGGCAUAAACUGCAGUGGAAACGUUCGUUCCCUGGAUUCGACACUCACCCCAAACAGGCGUGCAACGGUGCCCCAGCUACCCCCCAGCUCUCCUAUUUUCGCCUCUCGUUCUGCGUCUCCUGCGGCUACCUCGCGUUUUCCGCGUCUUUCGGGGCAGGUUCAGGCUCCUGAAGUUUUUGAUCAUCGACCUCAGCCCCGCCAGACCUCCACGUGGGCUCCGCACUUCCCGGCCGAGUCGCCAUUGCCCGCAGACGACGUGGAAAAUUUUCAUAUGGCUGCCAUCGGGCUGACCACGCCUUCCACGCCUGUGCCGGAGUAUUUUCUGCGUACCCGCCGAGGUCGCUCUCCGCAGCAAGGGUCUCGGCCAAGCCUCAGGGUCUCGAGCAUCGCCAGCCUAACCGCCCCGUCUUCGUCAGUUCCGUCUCGGUCGCCCUCCGAAAGUCUACCUUUCCUACCGAGGUCGCCGAUGAGUGGCCGACGAACAGCGUGGACGAGGCAAGUAGCGCACGAGCGGUUCAGAGAAGAAGUCGAAGGACGCCUCUUUGCUGCGUCUGUAUCAGGUGCCGAAGCGAGGGGGAAUUCUCCCCCUGCUAAGACGGCUGACGGCAUACCUGAAAGUGCCCCACAGUCAGACCCUGCGGUUGAGUCCUUGCCAUUUCUGCCCUCCACUGGUACAUUUUUAUCCUCCUCUUCGCCGCGUUUGUCCACUUUCAGCUCUCGGACUUCUCCCAACGCCAGAAGCUCUUUGCAUGCUGCUUUUGCCAGUCUAGAAAGAGGGGAGGACAUCCAUCCCAGCGUUUUCCGCAUUCCAGCGGGUCAGCGGUCUUGGCAGUCGGUUUCCCCAUCGCCCUAUUUUCGUCGUGUGCGCCCGGUCCGCCUCCUGCGCGCGAGAACUUCCUCGCGAAAUCGUCGAUUUGAGUCGCCGCGUCGAGGUGAGUCGUCGUGGGCGCCUUCUGUUGCAUCCUCGAAAUCACCGGGUGUUGGUGAUCAAUCGCCGACUGUUGUGUCAGCGCGGUUCUGGAGAGGGUUCUCUCCCACUUUCUCUCCCCGUACCCACGACGGGCAGCCACGUGAAAGCCUGGAAAGAGCUCAGCUGUCGACUUGUCCCACUCCUCAGCCAUAUCUCCCAAGCCCGCCUGGUGUCACCGUUCACUCGUGGGACCCGCUCGAGGCUGGGUGAACAGUGAAUUUUAAUUAUAUCGCCGCUGCCGUUGCAUCCAUGCCCAUGUUCGUAUCUGCCUAGCUGAACACGGUCAUAUCAGUAUACGCGUAUUUAUACAUAAGUGUGUGGGUAUCUGUGUGUUCCUGUUUGAAGCAUCCCUGCAAGCAUAUUCUCUGUCUCUGUCCAUAUAUGUAUUCAUAUAUAUAUAUAUAUAUAUAUAUAUAUAUAUUGUAGUGUGGAGAUAGCAGGUAAGGGUGUCAGAUAUACAAAUAUAUGUAAGCGUAUACAUUUUUAUCUAAAUGCUUUCACCAAUACAUCGUGCAUAUGUUUACAUGUCUAUGCCUGCAGAUGUAUAUAUAUAUAUAUAUAUAUAUAUAUAUAUAUAUAUAUAUAUAUAUAUAUAUGUUCACAUACGAAUAGCAUGGAAAUGGCUGCCAGUUUCGUCCGAUGCGUUUGUCCCUUCGUACGUUCACCUUUGCCAGCGUCUCGUUGUGUGUGUCUGCCACUCUUCUGCACAUCACAGAGGAGAGUCAGGCGAUGGGACAAGGAUAGUAAUGUCUCUCCUUGUUUGAUGUGGAGAUUGGUUUCUUUGUCGUUUGCCUUAGCUCGUGCAUGUCCGUCGGUCUUCGUACUCCGGGUCUUUCUUGAACGACGUUUUGAUUCAGGUGUAAGGGGACGAUGUUUAGACGAAACACGUAGAAAUAAGAGGAGCCGCGUCCGCCAGCUUCGGGAAGCAAUGAUGAUAGCGAGGGAGUGGCUCUGUAAGCCCCGUGUGUAUGACGUAGGUGACAGGCAAAGAGUGUUUGUCAUCGUACUGUCCGUCUUCGGUUUCGAAGCUCACCGCUUUCCUCAUUUGACUAUACGAAUAUGUGGAACAGUCGCGGAACCGACGAAAACAGGAAGCGUUUGGGCUUUGGGAGAACACCUUUUCUUUCUGGAGUGAAUAUCCCUGUGCAUUCUAUUGAAGGUUUGCAUGCACACAAGCGGCUGACCGGCGAGUGGGCCAGAAUCCUUUGGAGUGUGUAUGUUCACGAAACAUGCAUGUCCAUCUGCCAGACAAAUACAAAUAAAUUCGUCAUUCAAUAAAAUAGCCAUGCAUCCUAUAGCAAAAUGGACACCCUGUCGGUCGACUACGG